UCAACGGCCAUGUUGACUCUGUUCCAGGACAAUUUAGCAGUUUUGUCCAGCACAUCAUCUGCAGUGUGAAAAUGGAUUUCGGAGAGACUCUGGCAACCAUCGGAGACUUUGGUUUUUUCCAGAAGGUUCUCAUUCUUGCCUUAACCUUCCCAAAUUUCUUACUACAAGCUGUCUUUUGUAGUUUACUUUUUGUCCAGUCAGAUCCAGACCGACACUGUAACACAGACUGGAUCCUCAGAGCUGAUGCUAACCUGACCACAGAGUAUGGCCGCAGGAGAGCAACCCAGCUGCCAGUGGUCCUUCUGCUAAUAUUUGUCUUAGUUUCUGGUAUGUCUCCAAAUUUCUAUGUUUACAUAGUGUCACAGUUCAUUAUUGGAACGGCAUAUGGAGGAUACAGGAGUAACUCUGUUGUUUUAGCUACCGAGUGGACUGGGGUCACCAAAAGGUCUUUUGCCUCAUGUUUGAGCCAGAUGUUUGGGGCUCUUGGACAGUGCGCCAUGGCUGUUCUGGUAUAUUUUAUUCGUGACUGGAGAAAAUCACAGCUUGUCUUGGCAGGAGCACAAGUCUUUGUAUUCUUCUACAUAUGGUGGGUGCCUGAAUCGGCAAGAUGGUUGUUGGGACAUGGAAGAACUGAAGAAGCUCAAAAGUUGAUACAUGAAGUUGCAGCGAUAAAUAAAAAGAAAAUCCCAGAGAUUCUUCACAUCACGGUGACUGGGGAACAAGAAGUCAAGAGUGGAGGACUGAAAAAAAUAUUUUCCUCAACAGUCCUCAUGAAAUAUUUGUUCAUAAUGUCUUUUGCCUGGUUUUCAUUAAAUCUGGGAUACUUUUGCCUCACUCUGAAUGUGGGUAAGUUUGGCCUGAGCAUCUUCCUGGUUCAYUUCCUAUUUGGAAUCACUGAGAUUCCAGCACAUCUCCUCUGUAUCUGGGUUCUGGAGUUGGUGGGGAGAAAAAUAUCCCUGAUAUCAACCCUCCUCACAGGAGGUUUGGUUUGCCUGCUUACCUUGGUUUUCCCUCAAGACAACGCUGUUGUUGUCACAGCCCUUGCAACCACAGGGAAAUUCUUCUUGAACUGGGGUGGUUCAGUUUGUAUGGUCUACAUUCAAGAGCUGUUUCCGACUUCUGUCAGGCAGACAGCUGUUGGCCUGGGCUUCACAGUGUUAAGAGUAGCAGGGUUGCUCUCUCCCCUGCUCAACAUGUUGGCCAUUUACCACUAUUCCAUACCCGUCGCAGUUUUCAGCAGCUUUGCAGUGAUCAGUGGAACUCUAUCUCUCCUCCUUCCUGAGACCAGCAAAAAAGAGCUUCUUGAUUCAAUUGAUGAGGCCGAGAACAACCAGUAAACUGUAAUUUGUGUGAUGACAUUAAAGACAUUCUAUUCUAAACAA
Messenger RNA from Paralichthys olivaceus (Japanese flounder), 1382 nucleotides. NCBI's taxonomy places the organism in Eukaryota, Metazoa, Chordata, Actinopteri, Pleuronectiformes, Paralichthyidae. The record is from RefSeq and is a predicted model, not a curated record.